UGGUUUGUUCAUGUGAUGGCACUUCUAGAAAAGUCAAGACACCUGAAAGAAAAAGAGAUAGUCGGCGGUUUAAUUGUAAGGAAAAUUUUGUGAUUAAAAGAAUUCCCGAUGAUAAGUAUAGACUAAUUGAGUUCAAGUCGGAGCAUACUCAUGAUCUUGUCCCACCUGAGCAUUCCCAUUAUUUGAGGUCCCAUAGGAAAAUCGAUUUUUCACAAGCUGAAUUUAUGAACAAAAUGCGUUCAUCUGGAAUAAGAUAAGGACAAAUUUUCUCUUACAUGUGUGAAGAAGCUGGUGGAGCCCAAAAUCUUAAUUUCACAAGAUCUGAUUGCAACAAUUUAUUACAAAGAACACGGGCUAAAUUUUUCAAGAAAGGUGAUGCCGAAUGUCUCCUUGAAUACUUCAAACAAAAGAAAGGGGAAAACAAACAUUUUUUUUACUAUUUUCGAACUCGGGAAGAUGGUGAGAUACGCGGUGUAUUUUUUUGUGAUGCAAAAUCGAGGCGUGAUUAUGGGUUAUUUGGUGAUGCAAUAUGUUUUGAUACAACAUUUCGGACAAACAAUUAUGACAUGUUAUGUGCACCAAUUGUUGGCAUCAACCAUCAUGGGCAAACAUCACUUUUUGGAUGUGGUCUACUUGAUGAUGAGACAAUUGAUGCAGUAAUGUGGUUGUUUACUACUUUCUUUGAGGCUAUGGGAGGGAAAAAACCAAGAAGCAUAUUUACAGAUCAGUCUGCAGCUAUAUCAAGUGUUAUUGAUACGGUAUUGCCUUCAGCCCACCAUGGAUUGUGUUUGUGGCAUUUAUGUCAAAAUGCUGCAAAGAACUUGAGUAAUGAUGGAUAUAAAUCAUUUGCACCACAAUUCAAAGCUUGCAUUUAUAAUCCUGAAACAGUUGAAGAAUUUGAACAAAGUUGGGACAAAUUGCUUGAAGAUAAUGGGCUAAGAGGUAAUGAGUGGUUGCAAAGAACAUAUGAGUUGAGAAAGAAAUGGGCUCAAGUGUAUAAUCGGGCUCACUUUUGUGCUGGCAUGACCACUUCACAGAGAAGUGAGAGCAUUAAUAAGUUUUUGAAGGAUUAUUUUAAUCAUAGUAGAAUUGUUCUUCGGGAAUUUGUAAGUCUGUACUCUAGGGCCAUGGAUAAUCGUCGUGAAAAAGAAAGGGAGGCUGAACACUUAACACAACAAACAACACCUAAUUUGGUUUGUAAUUGGUCUGUAGAACAUGAAGUUGCAAAAAAAUACACCAAAAAAAUAUUUUAUUGGUUUCAAGAAGGUAUUAAGCAAACUAUUGAUUUGUCAUUGGAAUUGGAUAAUGAUGAUGGAACUAUCCGUACAUAUAAAGCUAAAGAGAUUGAAGGUCAACAAAGGAUUCGCACACUUACAUACAAUCAAUUGGAACAAACAGUGUCAUGCACAUGUAGAAGCUUUGAGUUCAAUGGAAUCAUUUGUUCGCAUGCAUUGAAGCUAUUCCGCCACUUAGAGUUCAAAAGUUUACCUUCUCAAUACUAUUUGAAAAGAUGGACACGGGCAGCAACACAUGAUAUUAUUUGUGACCCCAUGGGAGAGAUAAUACCAAAUGACAAUGAUCCAAUGCUAUCAGCACAUUAUAGUGAGUUAUCACAAAUUUCACAAAAAAUUAUUGUCAAGGGUUCAAGGAGUCUUGAUUUUUUUUCAUUAAGCAAGUCACUAUUGCUAGAAGUGGAAGAAAAGAUUGAAGCCUUGGCUAUAGCCUUCGAUUAAGAUGUGAACAAGAGCAUUCUGAUCGACACACAUCAUAAUUUAGAAUCAAACAUGCAGCAGGACCUACAAUUGAAAGACCCAACAAAAAGACGCUUGAAAGGCCAAUGUAGCAAAAGAAUGAAAGGUCCAAUGGAAACCAAAUCACGAAAAAAGAAAUCGUCAAAAGUAAUGGAUCAGUUGUUAACCAAACUUACUUGUAUUAUUUUUCAUUCAUGUAUGUAUGUGACAAAGAAAAAUAACACGGUAUAUUUUUUUGGAUGGCAAGACAGAUAAUAGGAAUGCAACCCACAUCAUGAAUCUUGGAUGCUUGAACUCUAAUCGUGUUGUAGAUGUGGGGUAUUUGGAAUGGCCCAACAAACAUAUUAUAACAAUAAUAGUUGGCAAUUGAUGCAUCCUAGAGGCAUGUAUCCACAUGCAAGCUUACAACCUCAAUGCAAGUUUCAACCAUGGAAUAUCGCAUCUCAACAAAGGGCACUCCCCUCAAAUGAUUUCUCAAUGUCACAGGAAGCUUCUUCAUCCCAAAUGUAUGCAUUUCCAAAAAUACGUAGAAGUCAACAAUUUCAAAGUUCCUCAACAUCAAACUUCACGAAUUAACCGACAUUGUAGAAAGCAGUGGUUCACUAAGUGU
Diospyros lotus (date-plum) is the source of this 2361-nucleotide messenger RNA. Its product is annotated as protein FAR1-RELATED SEQUENCE 5-like. The coding region runs from base 276 to 1733 and encodes 485 amino acids. Gene Ontology annotation, molecular function: zinc ion binding. Gene Ontology annotation, biological process: regulation of DNA-templated transcription. The record is from RefSeq and is a predicted model, not a curated record. NCBI's taxonomy places the organism in Eukaryota, Viridiplantae, Streptophyta, Magnoliopsida, Ericales, Ebenaceae. The transcript has 3 exons.